Molecule: messenger RNA, 4648 nt
Organism: Austrofundulus limnaeus
Lineage: Eukaryota; Metazoa; Chordata; Actinopteri; Cyprinodontiformes; Rivulidae
Gene: wwc3
Product: WWC family member 3
Exons: 22
Coding region: 626-4090 (1154 amino acids)
Biological process (GO): cell migration; negative regulation of organ growth; regulation of DNA-templated transcription
Cellular component (GO): cytoplasm
Molecular function (GO): kinase binding; molecular adaptor activity
Source: RefSeq, a predicted model, not a curated record
AGGUGUCCCAGUUAAAAAUGCAAGUUUUGACGCGUUUUAAUUAAAUCUUUUAGACAUGUCACGUCCCAGCUUUAGUUAAUCACGGGGGGAACUCAUUUCGUGAAACUAACACUUAGUCGCCUCAUGCAAAUCUAGAAGCUGGUGUUUUAAAGCUAAACAAAAAGUUUGUCUCAGUUAGUUUUCCUCGUUUUUAGCGUCUGUUUGUGGAUUCAGAAACCUCCCGAGUUAAAAAAAAAAAAAAAACCGUCUGAUUAGUUUUAAUCGAACCGCAGAGCUGAAGUUCCCCCAUUGGACAGAGCAGCUCUCUCAGUCGGACGUUUAUGUAAAUCCGCCCCCGAAUAUGGACACGGAGGAAUGAAAUAUGGUGGAGGAGGCGAACAUGGAGGACUCGAGCCCCGCUGCGGAGCCUUCAGGGGCGGCUUGUUGAGGCGGGGGGGGAAGUGGAUGUUCCUUCGGCGGAGAACCGCUCGGCUCGGCGGGGCUGUUUCACAUUCGCGGCUCUUUUUCUCCAGUUUGCCUCGUCGGAGUUURGUAGUAAUGCAGUGAGGAGGUUUUGUUCUGGGGGUGGGGGGAUUAAAAAGAAGGGCAGAGAGGGGGGCUCCAGUCCUCUCGCCGUCUCGACGCUAUGCCGUGGGUGAGCGGCUGUAAGCGGAGGGAGAGCUCCGAGCUGCCGCUGCCCGCGGGCUGGGAGGAAGCCCGGGACUUCGAUGGAAGAGUCUUCUUCAUCGACCACAACACCCGGCAAACUUCGUGGAUUGACCCCAGAGACAGAAUCACCAAACCACUGACUUUUGCCGACUGUGUUGGAGAUGAACUGCCUCUGGGUUGGGAGGAGGUCUACGACCAGCAAGUGGGAGUUUACUACAUCGACCACAUCAACAAGACCACCCAGAUUGAGAACCCGCGGACUCAGUGGCGGCAGGAGCAGGAGCGCAUGUUGAAGGAGUACCUUGUGGUGGCCCAGGAGGCCCUCAACGCCAAGAAGGAAAUGUACCUGGUCAAGCAGCAGCGACUGGAGCUGGCUCAGCAGGAGAUGUUGCACUUCCAUGAGCUUUCUGAGGACAACCACUCUAUCACCAGCACUCUCUCCAGCUCGUCUUCAAACGCGAAAUAUGACCCCGAUCAAAUCAAAGUGGAAAUAGUCUGUCGACGAGAGCGGCUCUCCAGACUGAAGCAGGAGCUGGCCCAGGUGAAGCAGGAGCUGCAGUAUAAGGAAAUGGGAGUGGAGACCCUGCAGGAGAUUGACAGGAAAAUGUCUUGCAGUCAGACAAACUACAAGCUGGAUGAGGCUCAGGCCAUCUUCACUGAGCUGCGGAGCAUCAAGAAGGCCAUCAGCACAGGCGAGAAGGAGAGGCAGGACCUCAUCCAGAGCCUGGCUAAGCUGACGWUGAACUUCCAGAGCAGCCUGUCAAUCACUGACUCGACCAGCGAGGCGGUGAACAGCACCGUAACCGUCGGAAACUCGUGCAAUCUGCAGCAGUACUGUGACACCGGCUGUCAGACUGACAUCAUGGGAGAGUUUGCUUCUCAAAAUUCCUCCCAUCUGGUGGACAAGGUGAAACUAAACUGGCAGUACGAGGAAGCCAAGAAAAAGGUGCAGAGCAUUCAGCACCAGCUGGCGCAGCUGGACAGUGAGAGCUGGUCGGGACGGGCUGAGGCGGACCGCGACCGCGACUUCCUGCAGCUGCUUCGUGAGAAGGAGGCCCUCCUGCAGGAGCUGAUCCUGGUCAGCAAGCAGCAGCACCCGCCAGAGACGCUGCUGCAGCUGGAGGAGGAGCGCUCCAGGCUGGAGGAGGAGGUGCAGAGGGCCUACAACUCCCAAAGCCAGGGAGCCAAUCAGAGGAUCCUGCAGCAGGAGAAGAGGAAUGCUCUGCUCAGGCAGCUGCAGGAGACGACUCGCAUCACCACCUACCUUCAUUCCCAACUGAAAAGCCUGUCAGCCAGCUCUCUGACGGUGUCCUCCAGCAGUAGCCGUGGCUCUCUGGCCUCCAGCCGAGGCUCGCUGGCGUCCAGCCGAGGYUCGCUCAGCUCCAUCAGCUUCAGUGACAUCUACGGCGUCCCGCAGUACGAGGGCGCCGGAGAGCCUCUGGAUGCCCACGUGCGUUACCUGCUUCCUCCAGAGGGUGUGCCCAGAGACUGCCCGGCGUUCUCUCCCGAGCCCCCAAUCCAGAACAAAGCCAAACGCUCGCACGACACCCCGCAGUCCCUGGCCUCCCUCUCCUCCCGCUCCUCACUCUCCUCCCUGUCGCCUCCCAGCUCCCCGAUGGACACGCCGUACCACUCCGCCCCCCAGGACUGCCCCCUCACCCAGAUGACGGAGGAGUACAUGGAGCAGGCAAGCCGCCGCCUCCUGGAGGGGCUGCGGGCCCAGUCUCAGACGUYGUCCCAGUCCUCGGCAUUGAGCAGCGAGGACCCGGCGAGCCCCGCUGCCACGCUUCAGCUGGACGCAAAGAUUCCCAAAGACAGCGGCGGUCAGGCCUACACCUCCACAGGAGUGACUCUGAGGGGAAACAGCGCUAACAGGAGCAGCAGGAGAGCCAGGAGAGUCUCUGCAGGAGUUUCUGAGGACGCGUUGGCAACCGACAGCGGUGUGUUCGAGGCRUGGGGCAAGAGGRCAGAGGACUUUGAUGAGCUGUCCUACAUGAAAGAACUGACCCCUGCAGGCGAGACUACUCAGAUCCAGCUGGGACUGCUGUGGGAGUCUGCCUCUCAGUCUCUCCGGCUGCACCUGCUGCAGCUGAAGAAUCUGAGCUGCUCCAGCGUGAGAGAAGGCUAUAAAGUUUUCGUGAAGGUGCACUUGAUUCCACUGGAUGCCAGCAGGGCCUGUGCGUUUUACUGCUGUACCGCUCUGGAGCCUCAGUGCCACAUGGGUUUCAACGAAGGCUUCCGUAUACCCGUUCCCGCUGACACCCUGGCGGUGUGCGGCCUGCAGUUGUCCGUCUGCUCGCUGGGACCUCAGGCUCAGGAGGAGCUUCUGGGCACGACCCAGCUCAGCCUGGCAGACUGCGAGGGAAACCCAGACAUGGUGUACCACUGGCUGCCGGUCCAAAUGAACAGUGAUUCACACAGACCAGAACAUAGGAGUCUGGCCAACUGCAGACACGACAGCCAGGAUGAUGAGCAGAGACCCAGAGCCGUGGAAACUACUGCAUGUAAUCUGCUGUCACUUAAGGCCGCCGCCCACUUGGAGGAGCGAGAUGCAGAGCUGGAGCUGCGGAGGUUGAAGAGGGAGGAACACGGGGAGGCCACGUCUGAAAGGAGUUGGCAGGCCAAGUCUGUGGACAGUGGCUGCAGCAACAGCACAGCCUUUGCAGCUCCCUGCUCUGAGGGUCUUAGCCUGACCACCGGGGGGCGCUGUGAUCAGACACCAAGCAAACUGUCUGCAGUAAAGGUGGAGAAGGCCACAAUGACUGAGGGUCCGUUCCCGGAGCCGGUGCGGGUCCGGCCCAAAGAGAGGGGCAGCCGCUGGGGCCACGCCUCUCCGUUCAUGCGCAGCAGCACCAUCGUCCGCUCUCAGACCUUCUCCCCUGGCGCUCGGAACCAGUACGUCUGCAGGUUGUACCGCAGUGACAGCGACAGCUCAACUUUACCAAAGAAGUCUCCAUUUGUCAGAAACACACUGGAGAGAAGAACACUGAGAUACAAGCAGCAAUCGUACCGCUCCUCCCUGGCUGAGCAGCCAACACGCACCUCCCUGGACCUGGAGCUGGAUCUCCAGGCCUGCAGGACUCGUCAGAAGCAGCUGAUGGAGGAGCUGAGCGCCCUGAGAGAACUCAAGCUGCGACUGGAGGAGCCAAAGUCCAGCAAGGCCGCGGAGCUCCCAAACUGGGCCCUAAGGGACGAGCGCUUCCGCCACCUGCUCCGAGAGGCCCAGAGACAGGCUGGCCAAAGCAAGCAGGAGCAGCGUCAAGAGGAGGCAGCAGAGCGGAGGCUGAGGAAGGCUUCUAAAGAGGUUCUGCAGAUGAGAGGACAGAGCCAGAAGGAGCCACUGCCCGUGCAGACAUUCAGCUUUACUAGUUUGCUGUGUUUGCAGAGAGAAGAUGGCGUUUUUCACCAGACCCCGGGUCAACAUACCUCCUCUACCAGCUGACGAUGUAUGAGGCUGCAUCACACAUGAAGUUUUGUUUUUGAGCUCCUGAAGUACAAAGUCCUGUCUGCUGCAGGAAACGUGACCUGCACAUGAAGAUCCAAAUGCUUCCUUUUUCAGAGGCAUUGGUGUGAUUUUUGAUUUUUUUUUUUUUUUACGAACAUGAAGUCAGUUACUGACAACAGCCUGACUGGACAGUUUUUUUUUUAAAUAAAAAUUUACAGUAACCCAUUAAUUUUCUGUUGUAUGAGUUACUUUUGUUUGUGCUUACAAAAGGCUGGAAGACGGGAACAAAAGUCAGUUUGGACACAUUCAUUGUACUGUAACUUAUUUUAUAGUACUUUUCCUUGAAGGAAAUAAAACGCUUCCUGCUUCUUAAAUGUAUUUUGUUGCUUUGAACAAAUAGCACUUCAGUGUUUUUAAAUACAGUAAAAUAUUGUCUAUUUUUUCUGUUACUUAAAUCUUGACGUAUUUACAUCAAAUGAUUAAUCCGCUCAUGAUUGUUUUUUGUUAAUUAUUUCAUGUACUUUUCAAUAUUUGAUAAAUAUAUAAACGACUGUA